Messenger RNA from Exaiptasia diaphana, 4216 nucleotides. RefSeq names its product rab GTPase-binding effector protein 1. Gene Ontology annotation, molecular function: GTPase activator activity; growth factor activity; metal ion binding. NCBI's taxonomy places the organism in Eukaryota, Metazoa, Cnidaria, Anthozoa, Actiniaria, Aiptasiidae. The transcript is spliced from 23 exons. The coding region runs from base 85 to 2796 and encodes 903 amino acids. Gene Ontology annotation, cellular component: intracellular membrane-bounded organelle. The record is from RefSeq and is a predicted model, not a curated record. Gene Ontology annotation, biological process: endocytosis.
AAGAGAGGCUAGUGGUAAACAUGGCCGAUAUAUCAGACUUUGAACUAAAAUCCUUUUGCUUUCUCACAUAAUUUUAAUACUAAAAUGGACGAAGAGGGUGAAUCCUCUUUGCAGGAUCUUCCUGAAGACGUGGAGAUUUUAAAGGCAAUGAUUGUCGACUUGAAGAAGAGAGAACAAAAACUGAUCCAAGACAAACAGACCACUGAGAAUGAAUUUGGUAAACAGAGAGCUAAAAUCAAAGGGAUAUUCAUGUCAAAAGAAGAACAUAUUGACAAACUUCAAAGAAAGCUUGCAKCAGUCGAGGCUGAAGUAGAGGAAUCCAAGUCAUAUCUUAAGUCAGUUGUGAAUGAAUGUGACACUCUUCGCACUGCUACKUCAGUAUUGGAAGCCUCACAAAAAGAAGAGGUUGAAGCAUUGAAUACUAAACACCAGGAAGAAAUAGCUUCUUUACAACAUAUUAUGAGAGAGGCUGUACAAGAGGCCAGAUCCACUGCAGCUCAGCARUUUGAAUUUGAAAGACAUUCAUUAAUAAAUGCAAAUAACAAACUUGAAAUACAAGUCAAAGAACUUCAAACUAAGUCAGGAAAUGACAGUAAAGGCAUGAUGUCAGCUAUGAGUGAUGCUGUUGUUGGAGUUGUAAGAAGAUCAAGUCCUUCAAGUCAGUCUAARGAUAAAGAAGGAAGUACUCUUGAGGAAGGCAUGAAAAAGGCUCAAGAAGAUGCAGAGGCCUGGAAAGCAAUUGUAAUGCCUCUUGARCAGGAACUUGAAAGCAUAAAAGGACUGUUAAAAAAUGAAAAAGAAAAAUYUCAAGCACUGGAGAAAAAACUGAAGGCAAUGGAGAAAGACGCUCUAAAAGCAACUGAUGGAAGUACUGGUAAAACAGUAGAAGAGCUUGAAGAGAAGGUCAAAGAAUUAAAUCAAUAUUUAGACUCUGAACGAUCAUCAAGAACAGACCUGGAGAUGUUUGUGGCUGUUUUAAAUACACAAAAAGGAGUUUUACAAGAAGAUGCUGACAAGCUUAGAAAAGAAAUCCACAAUGUUUGUAAACUACUUGAGGAAGAGAAAACAGCUCACAGAGAACUAAAGAAAACAUGGCAAAUGGCAAAUGAUCAGUUUCUGGAUAAUCUUCAAAUUCAGGAAUCAAAGGUGAACAUAAUGUGGAAUCUUAUGACUGAUGAACAACAGCUAGCAUACAAAGAGCAACAAAAARCAAACAAYCUACCCAAAGUGGGAAGGCUUAUUGAUAUUGGUGCCUCACUUUCACCUGUAUCUUCUAUUGAGAAAGCCGUAGAUGUUGCCCAAUCCUUACAUACAACACAAUCAGACAUGUCCAAUAUCUCUGGUCUUUCAGCUUCAAUCUUAUCAAGUGAGGUUUCAGACGGCUACGAUGAUGGAGCAGAGACUCGUAAACGAUCACAUUCAGCAUCAGACUCUCAUUUAGAAGUUAACGAUAUCGAUUCAYCAAGACACAAGUCAGCUGACGAUCUAAGCACAGGCAGCCCAUCUCCUACUUURGAAGACAAUGCUGCAGCCAUCAGGCAUAGUCCUCUAGUGGAYUUGGAGCCAAGACAGAGAUCCAUUAGUAAGGGAGGACGGAUUGACUGGAGGGUGUUCCAGGAAGAGGUGAAGGUGUCCCAUCAGAGCGAGACCAAUCGGUCAUGUGUGAUGUGUAGAAACUACGAGAAACAGCUUCAGCAAGUGGAAGCWGAAAGACAAAAAUACAAAAACUUGUCGUCUAAUUUGCAAAUUGCCUUGGAACAGGAAAAGAAAGCGUUAUUUGAGGAGCAAAGGCUUCGCAGUCGUUUAGAGCAAAGCGUUGCUAACGCUGGACAAGAUGCUCAAACACAAAUUAAUGAACAAUCGUCYGUAAUGAGCAAGUUGGAUCAAAUAUUGGUUGAUGUUCAACGGAACUUUGCUGCGAGUAAAAAGGAGGCUACAGCACAAAUAGCUAAACUGACUGCUUCAAGAAACGAAUUACAAGAAGAGUUAUCGARACUGCGUAGUGAGUAUAGCACAUUACAAGAUUCAGCACUACAACAACUUACUCAGAUGGAUACAGACUCUAGACUAGCAGAGAUGAGAGAACAAUUGAUGCAAGUAAGGACAGCUGGUGAAGGAACAGAAGAGAAGCUAAGGAGCGAGAUCGCAUUUUUGAAGGAGCGCGCUAUAUCUGAACAAAUGAAUAAAGACAGCAUGGAAGAAAUGUUGCUGGGAGACGUGGAGAGUUACAAAAAUGAAUUAGAAAAAGUAACAGUGGAACUAAAUAAGGAAAAACAACUCAAACAGCAGGCCGAGRCAAAGGUAAAACAAUCCGAGGAAGCUCUAAGAAAUAUGGAAACGAAAUCAAGACAAGUGAUCAUUGCUUUAAGAGAGCAACUAGAUGAAUCAAGUCAAGAUAAGAAAAAUAUAGAAGAUGACGUAAAAAAGCUAAAGAAUCAAAUUCAAUCAUUAACGGGUCAACUGAACGAGAGCGAGACUGUGCAAAGGGACUUUGUUAAGUUGUCUCAGUCACUACAGAUGCAAAUUGUAAAGCUACAAGAGUCUGAGCAAGAUGUCCGUUGGGAACAUAAAGACGAUGUCAGCAAAUGUCGUAAAUGUAAAAAAACACUGAAUGAUCGCAAUGAUAAGUUCCAUUGCCAUCACUGUGGUAARAUAUUUUGUGAGUCUUGUCGCUGUAAAACGUUUAGUUCACCAGUGUAUCGUCGUUCACAUCAAGUGUGUGAUUUGUGCUACGCCAUGUUAUCAAAUGACUCKAAAGCAAUGUUUAGUAAUCAUUUGGAUGAACAGACUAGUUGAUAUCACUUUAGAUUAUAAACAAUCAGACGCAGGCUAACUCUUGUUAAUACAGUAAAAGCAGAGUACAACUGAAGAAGUGACCGACUAUACGCCCAAGGGUUUUCUCAGUCUCGUCAAAGUGACAAGUUUUAUAUCGAAAUCUAUAUUUUUUAUCGAUGACWUCAGUCGAGCGUAAUCCGUCAUAAAACUCUCUUUAAUAAAUGACAUGGAACACGAAGUUAUUUUAAACUGCCUUCGUACGUUAAAUAACGUGUUUUUCGUCCAAAAAUGUGCGGCAAAAACGGGUGUAAUACAUUUCGAGGUGUUUUACGAAGACAAACAGUUGAUCACUGCAUCUAUUAUGAUUCAUAGUUAGUCCUGGAGGAAUAUUGGGAUUUACCAKAUACCUUCACUUGACAAACUGUAAUUUCCAUUCAUUUUGUUGAUUUUUGAGGUUGAUAUUUUGUACCUAUACUACCAUUUAUUGUUUUGGAGGGUAUCCAUUUCAAAAAUCACAUUUUUGGGAAUAAUAGAAAACGAGUAAUAGAAAUAAUAAUAGAAAAUGAGUAUCACUAUAACUACUAUUGGUUAAUGUAUAUUGAAGGCAUAUUGAAACUUAUUGUCCAGUUUUAAUUGCCUUUGAUUUCAUCCUUGGGAAUAAUUAGGGGUCAUGUCACGUUCCUUGCUACCAGAAAUAAUAGCAAGAAACAAGCAAUGCAAGAAUACCCAUACAACCUUGUGAGCAGGCUUUUGGUUCACUGACAUGCUCACAUCAUCAAGCCACCAUAACCACAAGUUUCAGAURGUGCAAAAAGUUGUCAUAUUUCUAGGGUAACUCUAAUUAUUUUAUGAAUUUGUGUGUCUUUUUCUGAGGGAGGAAUUGYUCUCAAGGUAGAUGUCUUAUAUAAAUUUGGCCACAACACUGUCCAGAUUUCUAGAUAAAAUGAAUACAAGAUACCAUAAGGGUUGAGUGAACUAGUAGAGUGAUUGCUCUUAAAGCGUGUAACUGUACAAAAUCUAAGUAUUACUAAAARUGGACCUGAAGCAAGACGAUAUUGAAUGCUUUAUUUGUAUCAAUUCAAUUUGCRUACUUCAUGCACAAUUUACUAAAUACAACUAAAUAGAACUAUUUAGUUUGUACAGUUGCACAGAUUAGGUGCGAUCACUCUAAUCCAUGAAAUGUAAGUAUUAAUCAAAAUAGGACAAAUUUGCACUUAAUCUGCAAUUGCCUGAAGCAGAACAUCCUUUCAUUCACCAUAAUUCUUACACCAUUGCUAACUUGCACAUUAGUCCAAUGAGGUUAGUACAAUUUCAUUCUACUGUAUUUUUCAUUUGUACUCUAUUGACCCCAGUUUUCAUAAUUUUCAUUAUUAGAAGAAAAUUGUAAAUACGAGCAAUAAAGAAUUAUACAAAUUUAGAAUAAAGAGUCUGUUUUAAAGGA